This is a messenger RNA of Oncorhynchus masou masou (cherry salmon), 706 nucleotides long. RefSeq names its product pterin-4 alpha-carbinolamine dehydratase/dimerization cofactor of hepatocyte nuclear factor 1 alpha (gene pcbd1). Gene Ontology annotation, molecular function: 4-alpha-hydroxytetrahydrobiopterin dehydratase activity. NCBI's taxonomy places the organism in Eukaryota, Metazoa, Chordata, Actinopteri, Salmoniformes, Salmonidae. The record is from RefSeq and is a predicted model, not a curated record. The coding region runs from base 146 to 454 and encodes 102 amino acids. The transcript is spliced from 4 exons. Gene Ontology annotation, biological process: tetrahydrobiopterin biosynthetic process.
AGAAGAGGGCAUUUCUCUUCAGGCUUCUGCAUGGACAGCUGAAACAGGACCCCCGCUUGCAUUCCAGCUGCUAACUGCAAUAGCAGAUUGACUCACUGCAAGUGAAACGAGCAGAAGCCGAGCCCUCUGAGAACAGACAAAAACCAUGGCCAGUAAAAUCCAGGGUUUGAGUGAGGAGGAGAGGGACCACUUACUCCCCCUGCUACGGAACGCCCAAUGGGUGGAGGUUGUGGGCAGGGAUGCCAUCUACAAAGAGUUCAUCUUCAAAGACUUUAACCAGGCCUUUGGUUUCAUGUCCAGGGUGGCACUACAAGCUGAGAAGAUGGACCAUCACCCUGAGUGGUUUAACGUGUACAACAAGGUCCAAAUCACACUCAGCACACACGACUGUGGGGGCCUCUCUCAGAGAGACAUCACUUUGGCUACCUUCGUUGACCAAGCAUCGGUCCUCUAAACAACACGUGGACUGCUGCCAUUUCAGUUGAUCAUUUCAGUGGUGGAACCCAGAGCAGAGCCUGCCUAUUAAAUCGCUCUCCAUACAUUCAUUCAGAUGACUAACCUUUAACAGGAAAUUAUCAAACAGGAAAUUACAUCACAGAAUCCCAAUUAAUAUUUAAUGUUUACAGGUCACUUUUAAUUCAAACAUUUUGCUGGUGUGGUGUUUGUUGCUUGACUGAUGAAGCCAAAUAUACCUUUUUAAAAAUUG